ACUUUGAUUGGAACAGCCAUUCAAAAUAAUUUCAAUGAUUAUGUUGUGAAGUGGAGUGCCUUGUUGGACAACGAGAACUCAUAUAUUGAACCAAUGGUGGAUGACUUUCAGUUUUAUAGAAAGACCAAGUUGGGUACUUGUGUUGUAGUUGGUGGUUGUGGUUAUUUGGGUCAAAGGUUAUUGAACCAAUUGUGUAAAUUGAGACAACUGGAAUUAGUGGCUGGAAUCAUAGUAGUAGACGUCCAACUAUUGUCCGAGAGUGAGAAAAGAAGAUAUGAUGGAGUGGAGUUUUUACACUGUGCUGCUGGUACAGGUCAACUUAAGAAUUGGGGUGAUGAGUUCUGGAGAAAGUUAUUUGGAGGAACAAUAUUCUUUGUAGCAGCUUGUGCCUCUACUGAACUCCAUUUUGCAAGAGCGUAUAGGACGAAUGUUCAAGGAGUGGAAGAGUUGCUAUGCAUUGCACGGUUAUAUGGUGCUAGGGCCUUUGUUCUUACCAGUACACAUAAUGUUGUAUUUAAUGGUACUCGUGAAAUAGUGAAUGAAGACGAGUCUACUCCCAUUGUCCACCAAUUUAUGGAUAUUUAUACACAAACCAAGGCAGAGUCGGAAAGAUUGACAUUGGGAUGGAAUGGUGUCAAUCAACUACACACUUGUGCCUUACGUCCUGGAGGUAUUUAUGGUCCAGGAGAAAAAGUACAUUUUGAAAGAAUUCGAAAGUUGGCUAAACUCGGACUCCUUUAUUUUUUGAUUUCUCCCGUUCCCGAGAAGAAUAUGGUAAGUAAUUCCACGAAAUCUGAGUUUUGUGUCGAAUCAUAUUGUUUGGAGGACUUUGUUCACGUGGAUAAUUUGGUGGAUGCACAUAUUUUGGCAGCGCAACGGUUACAUGAAGAAGCCAUCGAUCCAAAUGUUCUUAAAACGACUAGCGGAAAUGCCUUUUUUAUUUCCGAAAACGAUCCCCAGUGUUUACAAACUUUUUAUAUUCCUGCCUUAUUGGCUUCAGGUAUUUCACCUCCACUAUUUACUUUGUAUAUACCAAGAAAAUGGGUAUAUCCUUUUGCUGUAUGCACUCAAUGGAUAGCAAAAUGGUUGAAUAAGAAGCCUAUUUUGAUGCCCAUGGAGUUGAAAAAGUCCACCAUGAUUCAUACUUUUACAAGUGAAAAGGCAAACAAGGCAUUUGGAUAUAUUCCAAGAAAGUCGAUUCAAGCUGGUGUUGAAGAAUGGUGUCGAUAUGAACAACGUCGUUCUCGAAUGAAUGAGAAGAGUAGGUUGGGCUCCAUACUUAUAUUAGUUUUGAUAGGGUUAGUUUUGUGGAUCUCAUUUGUUUUGUAUCGAAAAUGAAGACCAAAAUGAUUACUUGGA
This is a messenger RNA of Galdieria sulphuraria, 1359 nucleotides long. RefSeq names its product 3-beta hydroxysteroid dehydrogenase/isomerase family protein isoform 2. The record is from RefSeq and is a predicted model, not a curated record. The coding region runs from base 94 to 1338 and encodes 414 amino acids. The transcript is spliced from 4 exons. NCBI's taxonomy places the organism in Eukaryota, Rhodophyta, Bangiophyceae, Galdieriales, Galdieriaceae. Gene Ontology annotation, biological process: steroid biosynthetic process. Gene Ontology annotation, molecular function: 3-beta-hydroxy-Delta5-steroid dehydrogenase (NAD+) activity.